GUUUGGGUUCUGUUUUGUGAUUGGCUGCGCAGGAAGUAAAUACAGCAGUGCAUCAGGUAACCCUCGGUGGGUUACAACAGACAUUUGACUUCAAACCAGUGAAAACUAGUCCUCUAUACUGGUUUCACUGGUCCAACGCAGACAAAUAGAGGCAGCAGCGCGGAGAGCAACCAUGUCCGUCUUCAUCCACACCCGGGGCGAGGCGGGCGGCGGGGUGGCCGCCCACCUCCGGUGCUCUCACUGCGGCCACCUGUCCAAGAGCCACGCCCAGCAGCUGGCCCACCUGGCGGCGUCACACCCCACGUGCCUGGAUGACGUGGCCGUGGGUCGCCUUGGCAACAUCCUGAUGUACCAGAGCAGCGCGAGGCUCUUCCACUGCUCUGAAUGCUUCCACACCUGUAAGGACUUCAGCAAGCUGUACAAACACAUCAUCGCCCGGCACUGCAUGGUGGAGAAGGAGGAAGAGGGAGGAGGAGGAGGAGAGGAGGGACAGGAAGCAGAGGAGGUGGAAGGAAGGAAGGAUGAAGAAAAGCUGGAGGGUCCGAAAAGAAAGAGGAGCAGUGAUGAAGAGGAGGAGGACAGCCCUGAAAAUAAAAAGAAGUGUGAAGAUGGAGAGAAAGCAGCUGCUGAAAGGAAGCAGGUUGAGAAAGAGGAGGGAAAGAUGAAGAGUGAGGAGGAAGAGGAGAUAAAGAAGAAUGAGGAGGAGAAGGAGGAGGGGAAGAGGAAGAACAAGGAGGAAGAGGGGAAGCGGAAGAGUAAGGAGGAGGAGCAGUGUGAGGGGAAGGCCGGUGAGGAGGAGAAGCAGUACGUUCUGACGUUCGACGGCGUUCUGUUCCACUGUAAGAUCUGCGGUUGGAGCCACAGGCAGCGCUCCGUCUCCGUCAGCCACAUCGUUCGCAAACACGAGAUCCCCAAGAGUUACGCCAGCCACGCCCUGGCCAAGAGCCGGCAGCUGCAGACGGGCCGGGCCGAGGAGGAGGACGGCGCCGGGAUGAGCGAGGAGCUGAUGAAGGAGGAGAUGGAGGUGGCGGCGCGGUGGGUGGGCUCCGUCUCCCACCGCUUCGUCUGCCUCGUCUGCAACUGGAAGAGCAAACUGAAAGGCUUCGUUCUGACCCACAUAGAGCGCUACCACGAGGUGGAGCGGCCGUACCGCUGCAGCUCCUGCCCCCAGAGCUUCUUCCUGCCCAGCCGGCUGCAGCAACACGCCCGCACCGCCCACCGGCCCGGCCGCUACGCCUGCCCCUUCUGCUGGUUCCGCUCCGAGGUCCUGGGCGGCUUCAGGAGGCACUGCAGCCGCUGCAGCGCCCGCGAGGAGGAGGAGCUGCCGGGGGAGGAGGAGGAAGAGGAGGAAACGAAGGAGCUGGAGCCGGAGGAGAGGAAGGAGACCAGAGGGAUGAGGAGGCGCAGGAGCCUGGGGAGGAGGAUGGAGGAGGAAGAGCUGGAGGAGGAGGAGGAUGACUAACACUAAAUAAACUAGAAACAUCUCCAUUUUCUAUAAAAACUCUGUGAGCGAUGUGAGCUGAAUGUUUCUGGUGAAAAAUGUAGAAACAUUUGAAGUCAAAUGUAGAAGAAAUAAACAGAAGCAGCAGAAUAAACUAAAAUCCUGCAAAACGCCUAAAGAAAAAC
This is a messenger RNA of Xiphophorus maculatus (southern platyfish), 1626 nucleotides long. Its product is annotated as chromosome alignment-maintaining phosphoprotein 1-like. The record is from RefSeq and is a predicted model, not a curated record. The transcript has 3 exons. The coding region runs from base 173 to 1462 and encodes 429 amino acids. NCBI's taxonomy places the organism in Eukaryota, Metazoa, Chordata, Actinopteri, Cyprinodontiformes, Poeciliidae. Gene Ontology annotation, biological process: attachment of mitotic spindle microtubules to kinetochore.